Messenger RNA from Protomyces lactucae-debilis, 1061 nucleotides. Its product is annotated as chitin synthase export chaperone. Gene Ontology annotation, biological process: protein folding. The record is from RefSeq and is a predicted model, not a curated record. The transcript has 2 exons. Gene Ontology annotation, cellular component: endoplasmic reticulum membrane. Bases 1 to 900 code for a protein of 299 amino acids. NCBI's taxonomy places the organism in Eukaryota, Fungi, Ascomycota, Taphrinomycetes, Taphrinales, Protomycetaceae.
AUGAUCGUCUCUCCGCUUGUUCAGCUAUGUCGCGCAGCACCUCUCCCAGUCUGCUUGCUCCUCUCAGACGACAGCGCAUCCAGCGUGGUUGGCAUUGUACCAUCUUGCUACGCACGGAGUGCCCUCUUUGCCAAUACCCUUGUCCUUGAUGGUCCGACUGGCAUCUUGCACCUUCUCGCACUCGGCAUCACCACCAUCAUGCUCUCCAACAUUCGUCAGAAGUACGCAGCAGUCGGCAGGCGUGAGUUUAUGACUGUACUACUCCUGUACAUGAUGACCACCUUCUUAACACUCUGCCUCGAUGUCGGCGUCUUGACACCAUCACACGCUGCAUUCCCAUGGGUCGUUGCUGUACAACUUGCUUCAGGCACCAUGACAAUGGUGUGUCUGGUUGCGAGUGGCAUCGUCAGCUUUUGCUGGCUCGAAGAUGGCACAGGAUGGCUCAUGAGUGUGAUUCUUGGCGCUGCUGGGCUGUGUGGUGGAGCUGUCUUUGCAGUGACUGUGUGUACGGCGCACAGCUGGCUCAAUCUGUCUCCCGCAAAGUCAUUACCUCUGUUCUUCCUCACUGGUCCAUUGAAUGCGUUGCUCCUCGUAUGCUAUGCUGUCAUGCAAGUCAUCUUGCUCUACACCAAAGUCAAGAACUACUGGCCACUCGGCAACUUGCUAUUUGGCCUCAUCUUUCUGGUCGCAGGACAAGUCCUUCUCUUGACAGCAUCAAUACCUUUGUGUGAGGCAACAGAGCAUUACCUCGAUGGCACGUUUAUUGCGACAGCUUGUCAUCUGCUGGCUGUCAUGAUGGUGUACAAGUACUUUGACUCCAUCACCCUGGAGAAUUUGGAGUUUAGCAUCGAGCACAAGCGGCAGGUGUAUCAGCCUGUGUCCAUGACUGGGCCGCACUAGCACGCAGGCAGAAUCACGAGCAUGGAUUGAGUUGUAGAGCACUUGUUUGUAUCAGGUUCACACAAGCUUAAGCUACCGCGUUAUAGAGUACCUGUCCUUGCACAGCAGCAGCCAACACUCUAGCCAUCAGUACAACGCUGGCCAGUAUUUGAACAUGUAGG